AUGUCCAAGGUCAGCGACAAGGUGGCGAUGCGACACAUGGACGUGUACAUGGAGCAAGAGGAGAAGUACAGCGAGGCCAUCAUGUCUGACUCAGAGACACUCCUGAACAAGCUCCACUUCGAAAUGGCAUCUCGCAUGCCCUAUGACCUCUCCACCCCUCCCAUUCGCUGGGGUCCCUGGCUAUACUACCGCCGCGUCGAAGAGGCUAAACCCUAUCCCAUUCUCUGCCGAAGAUUGGCCAGCUUGAACGAUGAUUUCAUUUCACAUAAAUAUGCCCCGGCAGGGUUCGAUUUCACUACGGGUAAAGCCAUUGAGCAGAAGCUCGUUGAUUAUAAUCUAGAAGCUGAGAGAUUUGGAGGUUAUGCUUAUGAGGAACUGUCUGAAGUUUCACCUAAUCAUCAGUUUCUUGCAUACACUAUGUAUGAUAAAGAAAAUGACUACUUCAAGUUAUCAGUUAGAAAUUUGAAUUCAGGUUCGUUGUGCAGUAAGCCUCAGGCAGAUCGAGUUUCAAACUUGGCAUGGGCUAAGGAUGGACAGGCAUUGCUUUAUGUUGUGACAGAUCAGAAAAUGAGGCCUUACCGUAUCUACUACAGUCUGAUUGGAUCCACUGAUGAAGAUGUUUUGCUUUUGGAAGAGUCAGAUGAAAGAGCUCACAUUAAUAUUAGGCAUACGAAGGACUUUCAAUUCCUGACUAUGAAUACAUUCUCUACCACAUCAUCGAAGAUUUAG
Molecule: messenger RNA, 729 nt
Organism: Sphenostylis stenocarpa
Lineage: Eukaryota; Viridiplantae; Streptophyta; Magnoliopsida; Fabales; Fabaceae
Source: the annotation of a GenBank genome assembly